UGUCAUCCACCUGAAAAUUGGCAAUCAUAUUUUCGUCUGUAGUGUGACGGGAGAAUUCAAAUAAAUUUAUUUCAAGAAAAUAUUGUGCAGAUUAAUGUUACGUUUACUUGUAUUGACAGCUAUUACCGCUGCUUUUAGAAGCAACUUCAGCACUGUUGCAACAGUCAUGGCAACUACAGCUGUCGACUUUGAGGUGUUCGGCCGGGUCCAAGGAGUAUUCUUCCGAAAGUACACUAAGGAGCAGGCUGACAAGCUGGGCCUCCGAGGCUGGUGCAAGAACACCUCCCAGGGAACCGUGCUCGGCCACAUGCAGGGCCCGAGUGACAAAGUGGAGACCAUGAUGCAUUGGUUGAAAACGACAGGAAGCCCCAGCAGCCAAAUAGAAAAAGCUGAAUUUAGAAAUCAAACACCCAUUGAAAAAUACACUUUCCAAGAAUUUGACAUUCGUCGGGAUGAUUAAGUUCUCCUUUUUUGUCGUCUCAGUUGCCUUAUAAGCUCGUAUGUACUGUCGUAUUUAUAUUAUGCAAGCGAUGUGAUAUUUAGUAUUUUAAUACCUCAUGUAUUACGUUAAUUAAUUAUGUAUUCGUGGAGAACUCCAAACAAUACAUUCUUAAAAGCCUA
Messenger RNA from Trichoplusia ni (cabbage looper), 621 nucleotides. RefSeq names its product acylphosphatase-2-like. NCBI's taxonomy places the organism in Eukaryota, Metazoa, Arthropoda, Insecta, Lepidoptera, Noctuidae. The record is from RefSeq and is a predicted model, not a curated record. The coding region runs from base 95 to 460 and encodes 121 amino acids. The transcript has 3 exons. Gene Ontology annotation, molecular function: acylphosphatase activity.